CAGACCAUGUUUUUUAGAAUGCUCAAUGUCUUCAUUAAAUCAAAAAGUGGACUGGACCCCAAGCAAGGUGAACGUGAACUUUGGACAGUAUAAAAAAACCAGUCAUUGGUACGCGAACAUAUCUUGGACGCCUUUAAAUGAAACUUACGGAAACUGGUCCGGUAUUGUGGUUAAACUUACGGUAAAAAAUGCCCACCCUAUAUUGAAAGGCGUAUAUCCAUCAAGUUGUUCUCAACAUCCGAAGAAUCAAACAUUUCUUCAAGUUAAUCUCUCUUCCUACGGAUAUCUUUUUCCAGAUGUUAUUUAUCUGAGGAUUCUUGCCCUUCCUUACUCUCCAAAAGAGGACAUCUCAGAUGUACUGUCAUUUAAACCACCUGUUCCAACGUCAUCCUCACUUGUAAAUCAAACGACAGCGGGCUCUAAUAAAGUCAUGAAAUAUAUGUCCAGUUCCGUUGGUAUCGUUGCUGGUGUCUUGGCAGUAGUAUUGGCUGGUGUUUGCCACAAAACAUUUACCAGAAUCUGUUUACAACACAGGGGAUCUAGAUACAGCCGUCCAUCUGGUGAUAUCGAGCCUGAAAAUCAUGAGGUAUUCAUAAUUUUUAAUGGUGAUGAUAAUGAAUGGGUGAAAGAUGAGCUCCUGCCCCUCCUUGAAGGACAGCAUGGGUUCAAAUGCCGAGUCCAUUACAGAGACUUCAGAGCUGGUGGUGUUAUUUAUGAACUGAUGUCGGAUAGUAUUAGUAAAAGUUACAAAAAUGUAGUAGUUUACUCGAGGAACUUUUUGAAAAGUGGCUUUUGUGAUUUUGAACUGAAUCAAGCAAAGCAUAGACUUCUCAGAAAAAAUGACGACAGUUUGGUCAUUAUAAGAAAAGAUGACGUAGAUUUAAGAUCGCUUCCUGAAGAUCUGCGAGAAAGAAGUGUUAUCGACUAUGGCAGUAAUCAUGAAAAACCUCACUGGGAAAGAAAACUCAUCGAGUUUCUCAAGAAGCCUAACAAAAACAGGCAUGAAAGCCAGAUACAGUAGUAUCCUCCAUAGACGACGUCGACCCGAUCAGAGAAGGAGAAGAAGUUUUCUAAGAAACAAUUCCGAA
Molecule: messenger RNA, 1088 nt
Organism: Pocillopora damicornis (cauliflower coral)
Lineage: Eukaryota; Metazoa; Cnidaria; Anthozoa; Scleractinia; Pocilloporidae
Biological process (GO): signal transduction
Cellular component (GO): plasma membrane
Molecular function (GO): signaling receptor activity
Source: RefSeq, a predicted model, not a curated record